UUGAACACUUGGCACAGAAUUGGGGGACCAAUUAAGGAUCAGCCAACAAGCGUGUUGCGAAGCCAGCAACUUGAUUAACGCACUCUUCCCUUCUUUGUCGUUCAGUCGUACAUUUUAAAGCAAAAUAUGCAAUCAAGUAGACAAAUAAUGCGGUUUAUAUCACCGCUCAGAUUAUCACGGUUCAGCCUCCUAAGAAAGAGUGUCCAAGCAGCACCAGUUGUGGUGCUGAAAAAUAAUUGCUCGACAGAUGCUCUUUUAUCUCCAAGUCAUGAAGGGAUGGAGAAAAAUUACCCAGAGAAAAUUCAUCAGAUAGUUGGUGAUAUAUCCAAAUUAACUCUCUUAGAAGUGUCUGACCUGAAUGAGCUUUUAAAGAAAACCCUAAAUAUCCAAGACACACCAAUGAUGGCAAUGGGUGCUAUGUCAGCAGCUGCAGCUCCUGUCGAAGAGGAAGAAGAGGUUGCCACAAAGAAAGAAAAAACAUCAUUCACAGUAAAAUUAAUCAAAUUUGAUGCAUCAAAGAAAAUACAAAUUAUCAAAGAAAUAAAGAAUUUAGUAGCUGGGAUGAAUUUAGUUCAGGCCAAAAAAUUUGUUGAAUCCACUCCUACGAAUGUAAAAACUGAUGUUGGAAAGGAUGAAGCUGAACAAUUGAAAGCAGCUUUAGAAGCAGUCGGAGGCGAGGUGGAAUUGGAAUAAAGACAUUGAACGGAAGACGAUACUAAUGAUACUAAUCUGUGGACGUUUCAUAGGAUUUUGAGAGAUAUUGAUAAUGCUAUAGAUCAUUGAAAUAGACAAUGUUUCAAUAUGUUCUUGAAGAGAUGCAGAUAAGGCAUGGUUGACAUUGGUCUAUAAACAUUUGGUCAAGUAAGGUUGGUUGUCUAAUUGAAGAAAUCAGUCCAAGAAGCAAAUAUUCUUGUGCAACUCCUGUUUAGGUUUUACAGUACUGUAAAACCGUUCAGGAGCUUUGACAACCUAAAGGAUAGUGACAUUUAUGUGUCGGUGAUGAUCAAGAUGUCACUUGAUUGUGACAAUUCCUCCUGACCAACUUGACAGUAGUGCCUUUUGGAACCAGAUGAAAGUGAGCCAACGAGGAAUUAAAGUAAUGUGUGUGUUUCAGAGCUGAUAGUCCUGUUGUCCUAUGUAUCAUGUGAGAUGAUCACCUGUUAAUAAAAUGUAAAGGUUUUUGAAAUAA
This is a messenger RNA of Lineus longissimus, 1189 nucleotides long. Its product is annotated as large ribosomal subunit protein bL12m-like. Gene Ontology annotation, biological process: translation. NCBI's taxonomy places the organism in Eukaryota, Metazoa, Nemertea, Pilidiophora, Heteronemertea, Lineidae. The record is from RefSeq and is a predicted model, not a curated record. Gene Ontology annotation, molecular function: structural constituent of ribosome; mRNA binding. The transcript has 5 exons. Gene Ontology annotation, cellular component: ribosome; mitochondrial large ribosomal subunit. The coding region runs from base 127 to 693 and encodes 188 amino acids.